Messenger RNA from Siniperca chuatsi (mandarin fish), 561 nucleotides. RefSeq names its product mitoregulin-like. Bases 71 to 241 code for a protein of 56 amino acids. The transcript is spliced from 2 exons. The record is from RefSeq and is a predicted model, not a curated record. Lineage: Eukaryota; Metazoa; Chordata; Actinopteri; Centrarchiformes; Sinipercidae. Gene Ontology annotation, cellular component: mitochondrial inner membrane. Gene Ontology annotation, biological process: positive regulation of mitochondrial membrane potential.
CCUGUAUGAGUGUACCAAUGAUUUUCAUGCGGCUUACACAAACGUGUGCAUCUGUCAGCCAGAGGUGAACAUGGCAGACGUUUCGGAGAGGACACUACAAGUUGCGGUCGUGGUCUCCUUCGCUGCCGGUUUUCUGGCGGGUUGGCAGGCGAACAGAAUGAGGAGAAAGUUUCUGGACUGGAGGAAGAAACGGCUGCAAGAGAAACUGUCGGAAACUCAGAAGAAGCUGGAUUUAGCUUGAAUGGUUUGGGGCUGCCUGGUCCAGAUGAACGCUGGUCUUCUCUGUAAAGCUGCUGGAUCUGGGAUGUGCUACUAGUCUGUGACUUUGGAGAAGAGACUUCAAGAUGAUGUUCUGCACUACCCACAUUUUCCUAACACACCUUUUAAAUCAAGGCUGGACUUGAUAUUUACUGUGGGAUAUGGAAAUACAGUCCUGCAGCUUCUUUUCUGCCCUCUGACACUAACAUGGAAGAAGUUGGGGAUCUGGCUUUAGGUGUUCCAGCAUGUCUCAGUUCCUAUCUGUUUUCAUAUCUGGUCAAAAUAAAUUAUUGUAUUUUUUCA